CAAAUAUUGAAAUUUUAAAGUUAAAAUGAAUUGAGGCUAUCCAAAAUGGAUCUCUCAUGAUGAAAUGCCUAUCUGGAGCAUUGAUGCCCAGCCCAAUGGGUUCCGGUUAUUGACAGCAGGUGGAGAUAAUAAUAUUAAGGUCUGGAACAUCCUCCCAAUUAUCUCUUCAAAGUUUGAAAUUGGAGAAGGGGAUGAUGAGGAUGACCAGAAUGCGAAAGAAAAAGUCCAUGUCCAAUAUUUAGAGUCCCUAUUUGACAAAGAAGAGCAAAAAUCAGAGAAAUUAUUAGCCACGCUUAAUAGACACACCAGCCCAGUCAAUGUAGUGAGAUGGAACAAGUUAGGAACAGUUUUUGCAAGUGGUUCAGAUGAUGGAACAAUCUAUAUAUGGCACUACCGCGGUUUGAAAAAGGGAUCGUUUCAAAAUUCUGAUAAAAUUGAAGAAGAUUGGACUACAGCUAAGCCUCUUAGAGGGCAUAAUGACAAUAUCUUCCAGGUUAGUUGGUCUCCAGACUCUGAACAUCUUAUUUCCUGUGGAGUUGAUGGUAAAAUAUACGUGUGGAAUAUAUUUCAAUCAAACCCUAUCGAAGUGCUACAGGCCCAUGAAAAAUAUGUAAAUGGAGUGGUUUUUGAUCCUUUCAACCGGUAUUUCAUUUCACAAUCUACUAUGGAAAAGAAGAUAAUUGUGUGGAAAAUCCAUGAUAAGUUUUCAAAGUUUACAAAAGAAAAAGAAGUCUCGGAGCCCUACUUAAGUAAUAAGAGUGCUCCCUCACAAUUUUCAAGGCUAGAUUGGUCCCCUGACGGCCAACUCAUUGGAACCAACAGUGGAUCUGUGAGAGGAGUCUUUACCUCCCCCUUAAUAAGAAGAGGUGAAGGAUGGCCAAUUGAAGGGCAUCUCAAAGGCCACAGAAAGAACGUUAACAUAUGUAGGUUUAACCCUUCCUUGAAAAAGGAAAUCAUCCAUGUUGAUGGUAGAGAGACCAUUUCAUGCUCAACCUACUUAGCGACAGCAGGAGGAGAUGGAAACAUUGCUAUUUGGAAAACAGGGGAUAAGAAUCCCUUCUUCAUCCUCAAGAAUGUAUCAGAAUCAGGGAUUAGCGAUUUAGCAUGGGGGUUAAAUGGGAAUCUUCUCUUGGCAUCAUCUGUCGAUGGAGAAAUAGCCAUGCUGCAUUUCUACCCCUACACUUUAGGCGAAUUUUGUACAGAUAAGCAGAAGCAAGAUAUUUUCCUGUCAAAUUACGGAGAGAUUGUUGCAUCAGAAUAUAAAAAGAAUAGCCAAUUUACAGUAAAAUCCCUUCCAGAUAUGAGCAAAAGUGUACUUGCCGGUAUUCGGAACAAACAGAUUAACACAGUUGGGACAACAGCUAAAAAGAGAAUUAUUCCAAUAGCUGAGCCAAUAAUAUCAACUGAGCUAAACCCUCGCGAAUUUAGGUUCAAAUAUAUCGAUUUUAAAACCAAUCAGCUUGAGGAAAAGCUAGAAGAGAUGAAAAUCAUGCUACCCUCAGCCCAAAGGACUUCCCCACUAAAGUCUCAAAUAUCUGCCGAAGAUGCUUCAAUGAGCCUGCCUAUUGCUGAGAAGAAAGAAGAAUUCUCAAAAGACAUUCCAAUGGAAGAAGAGGCCUCUGAAAUAGCUAAGCCCUUAAGUGCUAAAAGAAAGCUUCUCAAUAAGAAGGAGGAGAUAGCUAAAGUUGCAGAGGAACAACAAAAAGAGAGGGAUAAAGAUAUUCAAAUUUUUAAGAAAAAUUUAGCCCUGCUUAAUGAAAAUCUACAUGUUGUCCAAGACCUUGAAAAUUAUUGGACACAUUUCAAUAAUCCUCCACAAGAAAGAAGGAUCAGGAUUGUGUCUAAUCAGAUCUUCUGACAGCCAUUCACCUUACUAGUAGCUAAUGAACUUACUGAGAAUACUUCAGGAGUAAUACAGGCUUUGUUUCAGCCGAAAUCAACUAUCGAGAUUACCCUUUUAACAUUAUCAGGCGGGAUAAUUUACAGAAAGGAAGAUGUGAAUAACCAAGCAUUAGCGGUCACUGCGAACACUGAUUUCUUUGCUAUUUACUCUAAGAAAGGGUCUAUUCAAAUAUAUGAUACUAGUGACGGCUCCCUAAUAGUUCCUUACUACAUAAAGACAAAUCUAGUGUUUCUAUCCUCAUACACAAAUGGCAAUCUUGCAUUUAUGGAUUUAUCAGGCAAGAUUACUGUGAUUAAUGUGUAUGAAAAACGCCAGUUGUUCGAAGAACCAGACCUAGUCAAAGAACUGCUUACACAGCUCACGAAUGAGUACAUCUUGGAGAAGAAUAUUGUAAGAGAAAAGGAUGAACAGUCCUUGCUUUACUAUGUCAGUCUAUUUUACCUUCAGGAGAACAACCUCUACAUCCAGGCGGCAAAUAAAGGUGACAGCUUAGAUCUAAAUAUUUAUUGAUUAAACACAGAAAUGAGGAACUGGGAAAGGGUAAACCACCUCUCUAAGUGUAUUAUCGACGAUGAGAACUCAGGCAAUAUUGCCUCUGUGAUUCCUAAAGAUGAAGCAGAGGUGGAUGGAGUCGCAGAAACCACUGGUUUGCCAAUUUCCCAACAAAAACGAGAGAAGGCAUACUUCAAGCUUGAUAAAAAUACUGAAGAACUCAUGAAAUCUAUUAAAUUGGGUAUUGAUUACCUUGAGAAUGAUAAGAUGGAAGAUGCCAAUAAGAGAGAAGACCUAGAAGCCCUAGAAGACCAGUUACAUCUUUACGAAAGAUUAGAGCAUAAAGAAGAGUACUUCAUCACUCUUGAGACCUACCUGAUAAAAUGAGUCCAAGGAGCAGAAAUCGAAAGGUUGACCAAAAUCAUUGCUAAAUAUGAUAGCCAAUACAAGGUUCAUAAGAAAUUAAAGCUGGAUAGUACGAGAUAUGAGGAGUUCUUCCUGGGGAUGCAAAAAUCAGAGAUUUUAGAGAAGUUUAUCAAGCCCAAAAUCGCAUUUAAUGCUGAACUGGAAAAGAAAUUAUUUGGAUAAUAACUUUGUUUCAA
This is a messenger RNA of Moneuplotes crassus, 2997 nucleotides long. The record is from the annotation of a GenBank genome assembly. NCBI's taxonomy places the organism in Eukaryota, Ciliophora, Spirotrichea, Euplotida, Euplotidae.